Exaiptasia diaphana is the source of this 866-nucleotide messenger RNA. RefSeq lists its product as uncharacterized. NCBI's taxonomy places the organism in Eukaryota, Metazoa, Cnidaria, Anthozoa, Actiniaria, Aiptasiidae. The record is from RefSeq and is a predicted model, not a curated record. The transcript has 4 exons. The coding region runs from base 340 to 720 and encodes 126 amino acids.
AWUAAAGMUUCUGGAACUACUGAUCAAUCAGAGAGWUUUGUGAGAAGACUUGAAAGUCAGUUUGAUUUCAGUGARGCUCCUGMUGAGCUUGUACAAGACAGGAUCAAGGUUUUAACAGAGGCUCAGAAAAAACUGUUAGUUUAUUUACAAUGGAUAACAGAAAGGAGUUUCGAUGAAAGUGAAACUUUCUCAUGGCAAAAUGUCUAUAAAUCUUAUAGACAUUGGCAGGUUUUGCUGGGGAAAUUUCGGGAAUUACAGAAAGGAACACARGAAUUACUUACAGCCGAGGAAUACCAACAGCGCUGGUGUCCAUGUGGUGGUUGUGUAACCACUAAAGAGAUGUCAUUACAUUUCCUCAAACAAAAAGAAACGAACGACAAUUCAUCAAAACAAAGACCAGCUUGUGUGCUGUAUUCCCCUUGGCUCGUCCCAGUCUCAACACAGACACAAUGUACACAGGAUUACCGUUCAAAUUUGGAAUAUGUUUCAUACAGAAGCGAAAAAGAACUACGCAUGCUCAAUGAGUCUCUCCACAGCCUUCAGAUGUCUGAAAUAGACCUUUAUUUGCAAACCCACUUUAGUACAAAAGCUUUGGAUGCUAUGCAGGGGCUGGACGUCACGCACAGGUCUUUUCCACUCAUCUACCGGUCUUUGUGGGGACUUGUAUGUUGUGAUGGGAAAUCGUUCCCGUCCGUUGUACGACACACYGCUGCAGAUUAACCUCAGAACAGACGCACAUGAAGAAUGAAGGUGGCGAGAAGUAUUUCAUUCGCAACAUUUUAAAAAUCGGCUAAUUCUGUAUAUUAUUAUUAAUCUCGAUCCCGUGUUACAAAUGAUCCUUAGGAAUUAAACCUUUUGGUAAAUGA